AUGCUUCGUUUGGUGGUUUACCUGACUGCUGUGCUCCAUUUCAGCACCUGUGGCUCAGAGGAGCUCUGCCAGGGAGAUCAGUGUGUCCUGUGCACCGUGACCGGCCCCACUGUCAUUGAUGUCCACAGCUCUGUCAGCUAUAUCGAGGACCGGUGUGGGUACACUCUGAUGAACACCUCAUCAAUCCCAGAUUUACUGAUUCACGCCACAUUCAAGGAACGACGCCGUCAAGAUGUUAGUUUUCUGGACAGUGUGAUCCUGUUUCUGGUUAAUCCAGGUGUUCAUAUUUAUCUGGAACAAGGCGGGAGAGUUCAGCUGGACAACACAACGAUGAUGCUCAACACAACUGCCCAAGUGGUUCACGGUGUGGAGCUCUCUAAGAACAAGACCGGAGUGAGCGCCAAGAUGUCCCACUCGAACUACACAGUGACGGUCUUCUUUGAUGGCUACACCGCACAGAUACACAUUAAAGGACCAAGUGGACAAGUUCCAUUUGUGGAGGGUUUAUGUGGCAACUCCAGCAUCAGUGAAGCCAGAUCCUCUAACUACAGUGCCAGCGGGUGUGAGACGCAGUACGUGGACACCACUAACAGUACGAUCGACUGCAACAAGACAGCUGAAUACUGUAAUCUCCUGAAGGAGGCGCCCUUCAACACCUCUCACAGCAACAUCAAACCGGACCCCUUCAUAACCGCCUGCAACUACACUUUGUGCAAAUAUCCUGCGGUGGACGGUCUCAAGUGUCAGUUCCUGGAGGCCUAUGCCAGAGCCUCCAGCCUGUACAUCAAUGACACACUGGCGGGCUGGAGGACAAAGGCCAACUGCUACCCUCAGGCCUUCUGUCAGGACCAGUUCUGCAGUGCUCAUGAAUUUUGCGGCGAUAACAGCACCAGUAAUGGAACCCGUUGUCACUGUCGGGCCAUAUUUGCUUCCCCUUACAGAUCCCAAAACUCUUUAGGUUAUUCGGUGGUGUGCAAUGGCACUUCUCCGUAUGCUACUCUGGUUGGUUGUCUCCUGGAGGACAGAAACAUCCACUACACUGAAUUACACCUCUAUGACAGCUCAUGCAGAGCUGAACAGGACAACGUGACCCACAUGGUGACCAUAGCCUUUGACACCGAGGCCAACCCCUGUGGGACGAUGAUCAAGAUGAGCAACGAUAGCCAAUUUAUGAACAAGAAUGGCAUCAUGGUGUCGUCUAACAACGAGGAAUUGCUCGACUUCAGCUGUCCCAUUGUUAUUCCAGAUAUAAGCUUCAAUUUCUCUAUGGAAAUCAAAAUCAAAGACAACACCAACAGCUCCACGGUCGCGUAUGCUACAUUUGGAUACUGGAACACCACUGUGACCAUGAAGGCCUACAGCGACCCCGACCGCACACAGGCUGUGGAUGCGAACAGCACGCUCCACCUGAACCAGAAGAUCUGGUUUGAGUUGAAGGCGGACAUUCUGGAUGAUCAGGUUGCUUUAGUGACGCACUCCUGCUACGCAACCAAUGAACCAUCGCCCAAUUCGAGUCUGAGAUACAACCUCAUCAUCGAUAGCUGUGCAAACCCUGCCGACAACACUGUGACUGUAGAGGGCAACGGAGAGAGUGCAUCCAACUACUUCUCCUUCAAAAUGUUCCAUUUCAGUGGGAAAUCUGGAGACGUCUUCCUGCACUGCUCAAUAAGCCUAUGUGUCAAAGCCAACGAGACCUGCACCCCGACGCAGACCGUCGCUCGCAGAGAGGAGGACUCACGAGUAGGAGAGGUGAGAGCCGUUAGAAAUGUGAGAAGUGACCGACGUGCUCCGGCUGAGCCCUCCGUCGCUCCCACCGCCCGGCCCCCCGGAGGCCGUCCUCCUCAGGGGCUGGGGGCUGUUCCUGAGCGCCAUCAGACUGGGGCCCCGGACGCUCAGGCCCCCGCCUCCGUAGCCCCCCUGUGA
Molecule: messenger RNA, 1923 nt
Organism: Morone saxatilis (striped sea-bass)
Lineage: Eukaryota; Metazoa; Chordata; Actinopteri; Moronidae
Product: alpha-tectorin-like
Exons: 12
Coding region: 1-1923 (640 amino acids)
Source: RefSeq, a predicted model, not a curated record